Messenger RNA from Electrophorus electricus (electric eel), 1657 nucleotides. RefSeq names its product scleraxis bHLH transcription factor a (gene scxa). Gene Ontology annotation, molecular function: DNA-binding transcription factor activity, RNA polymerase II-specific; protein dimerization activity; RNA polymerase II transcription regulatory region sequence-specific DNA binding. Gene Ontology annotation, biological process: developmental process; regulation of transcription by RNA polymerase II. The record is from RefSeq and is a predicted model, not a curated record. NCBI's taxonomy places the organism in Eukaryota, Metazoa, Chordata, Actinopteri, Gymnotiformes, Gymnotidae.
CACAGUGCAGAGGAAGGCGGCGUGCUGUGGAGGGAGGGAGAGAGAGAGACAGCGCGAGCGCAGCAGGAGCAGAAGCAGAAGCAGAAGGUGGCGUGGAGUGCAGCUGAAGGGUACGAGAGGGAAGACCUGCCCAGUGGGGAAGUAAAGAGGAGACAGUGCUCUGCCGGUACAGUGGCUGCUCCUGGAGACGACCGCCUUGUCCCAUAGCUACCAGAACUUCCAGAAAAACACAGACAUUCACAUGGGGCAUUAACGGCAAAUGCAUCUGACAGUGGAGUUUAGCCCCUGAUAGGAAAGAACAGGAGCAGUGCACGUGCAGCGCUCUUAGUUUGCCCUCUUUGCAUGAUCCAUGCAUGCCUAUUUCCAACGAGCUCUGGACCACAUCUGAGAUCUAAGCCAAAGACAGCUCCCAAAGUUUCUGUGCCCGGAAAGAUGUCAUUUGCAAUGGUGCGCCCGGCCCCGAGCCGAUACUUGUAUUCCGAGAUCUCCAUGAUGUCCGAGGAUGAGGAGAACGGCAGUGAGAGCUCAGGCUCGGAUGAUCGCUCCUUCCGGCUGGACACCUCAGGCUAUGAGCUCAAGGUGGCAGGCAGAAAGCGGAAGCCGGGUGGCAGCGGGCGGAUCAGCGGAGUGUCAGUGGGCCUGCCAGGCAUCCCGGUGGUGAGUGAGGGGCGACAGCGCAAUGCAGCGAAUGCCCGCGAGCGGGACCGCACCAACAGCGUCAACACGGCCUUCACUGCCCUCAGGACUCUGAUCCCCACCGAGCCAGCCGACAGGAAGCUGUCCAAGAUAGAGACACUGCGGCUGGCCUCCAGCUACAUCUCGCACCUGGGCAAUGUGCUGCUGGUGGGCGAGGCCUGCGGAGAUGGACAGCCCUGCCACAGUGGAGGUCCUGCUGCCUCCUACCACCUCCACCACAGCUCGCCCGGACGUGACUCUGAGAACUCGCAGCCCAAACAGAUCUGCACUUUCUGCCUCAGCAACCAAAGGAAAAUGAGCAAAGACAGAGAGAGAAAAACAGCCUUGAGAAGCUAAUACAAAGAGGAACCAGAAUGGACUUGCAGCGGACAGAAGACUUGACUUUACGAUGUAUAUGUGCAAACAAUAAUUCAUAUUCAAUCCUAUGUAAAUCCCAAUUGGACCUGUCCCUCACCAGUCUGAAGCUGACUCAGGCAGCCACGAGGAGCCGGCCACCUGGUUGCCUGGUGACCCAUCUGCCUCAGAUCUCCAGCAUGCUGGGAGUGCGGUGCGGUAUGCUGGAGUUCACCACGGGUCUAGACCGGGCCCUGAAACGAUGGCAUACACUGCCCUGGGGGACGUGGCAUGGAUCGGGGACAUGGCCUGGCUCACAGGGUGGAAGCAGCGCUUAAGUUUCCAGACUAUGACUAUGAGGCGGACCCGACUCCCACACAGCACUACAGAGCCAGAACCAGCACGGGCAUGAGGACAUGCAAAUGCGCUUGUCCUGUUUCAGCUUUAUAGAUAAUGAGUGAAUGAAGACAAAAAUAAGACUGUCUUCAACAAAUCACAUAUGAUAUAUGCAGCAAUGUUUUGAUUUUUUGCAAAUUUGGUCAAAGACGACUGCAUUUAAUUGUAACUAAGCAAGCAAUAAAUUAAAUUCUACAUAAUGUAAUGUAAAAUAAAUAUGGAAAUAUUUCUA